Messenger RNA from Dreissena polymorpha, 2812 nucleotides. Its product is annotated as carboxypeptidase M-like. The record is from RefSeq and is a predicted model, not a curated record. Gene Ontology annotation, cellular component: cell surface. The coding region runs from base 81 to 1298 and encodes 405 amino acids. Gene Ontology annotation, biological process: proteolysis. The transcript has 7 exons. Gene Ontology annotation, molecular function: zinc ion binding; metallocarboxypeptidase activity. NCBI's taxonomy places the organism in Eukaryota, Metazoa, Mollusca, Bivalvia, Myida, Dreissenidae.
GCGAGGACUUGUGGGUACUGGCGAUCUGCAGCUCGUUUUCCAAUAUCGAUCUUCGACCGCACGUGAAGUACAUCGGAAAUAUGCACGGCAAUGAGGUCGUAAGUCGGGAGGUGUUGCUGCACUUGAUUAACCUGUACGUGACGUCAUACGGCACAAAUUUGACCCUGACUCAAUUCCUUAACACGACCACUGUGCAUAUCAUGCCGUCAAUGAACCCCGAUGGUUACAGCAAAGCAGUUGAGGGUCAAUGCGAGGAUACCUUAGGCAGAUACAACGCCAACGGGGUGAACUUGAACAGAAACUUCCCCGAUCUAGUUCAUGACCGGGCAAUCAUACCCGUCCAACCCGAAACCCAGCACGUGAUAGACUGGCUGGACGACUACAAUUUUGUACUCUCUGCCAACUUGCACUCCGGUUAUUUUGUUGCAAGCUACCCCUACCACUUUUAUCUCUCAGACCCCUAUCUAAUUUAUGGCGAACCUUCGAUGACGGUGGAUGACGACACUUUCCAGUAUUUAGCUCUGACUUAUGCAAGGUCACACCACACUAUGGCUAAAACAGGUGGCAACGAAUGCGGCAGGUACCUUGGGAAGUACUUUAAGAAUGGCAUUUCAAACGGAGCCGAUUGGUCUCCUGUGUUAGGAAACAUGCAGGAUUACAACUACCUUGCUGAAGGCAUAUUUGAAAUCACCAUAGGAUUUUCCUGCUGCCAUUUUCCGAAUGCCUCAUCUCUCCCCGAUUAUUGGGUGGAGAACAAAGACGCAUUGGUGAACUACCUUUUGCUGGCUCACAUGGGUGUAAAGGGAUACAUUCGGGACCAAAACAACAUCCCGUUGGAUGGCGCUGUGUUGAGCCUUAUAGGACGAGCAUUCCCGACAUUCAGGUCUAAACAUGGCGGCCAGUAUUUCCGACUCCUCAUGCCAGGCACAUAUACUUUGAAUGUCAGUUACAAGAACCACACGAGGACCAAAAAGUUCAUCGUGUCGACAGGCGUCGUAACACGCGUUGACGUCACUUUGGACCUUGACAAACUUGAAACUUCAAAUGAAACUGAAACUGAAGCUGUGGACGCGAAAACUGAAACUAAAACUACCAUGCCUACUGAAUCUACCACACUUGAAACUGAGCAUACAGCUGAAACUAAAACUGAAACUCAACCUGAAACUGUUGACGCUAACAAAACUGAAACUGUAAAUGAAACCAACAAACGCGGUCCCUCGAACAACGCGCUUCAAUGCGCAUCCUCUUUGUCAAUUAUAGCUACGUUUUAUGUUGUAUUGCGUUCAUUAAUGUAUUAAGGCCGCUAACGGAAUCAUUUAUCUUCCGCUAACAAUAUAAACAUUACUUUUUGUAAGCUUGAUCCUUCUUAAAUCUUAAAAACUAAUUUCAUGAGAUUUAUUGCAUGAAUCUUAUAUAUAUAUGUAUCAGCAAAACCGAGAAAACAUAUCAUAGCUCGUCAAGUAAUAGCUCUGUAAUGUUACAUGCAUCCUCAAAAUUGUUUAAAUGUUUUCGUCCAAGAUUAUUUUCUUGAGUCCGGACAGGCAAUCAUUGACGAUAUUUUCAGCUUUUCUUGAUUUUUUUUUCGUUUUAAAUAAGGCCUCUUCAAAACAAAAAUUCAGACUAGGCGGAAAUGUUAUUGUAUUUGGCUGGGGUAUCAGUUUUGUAUCGUACUUGUGUUUAUGUAAUUGUUUAUUUGUAAAAAAAAAAACAGCUUGUAUUGUACGACACAUAGUUGCAUAACUAUUAACCAGUCCCAGAUUUUUGAAAAAAACACACGAUCAGAGUAAGAAAAGAACACGUCAAAAAGAAUGUAUGCAUUAUAUUAUAUUACAGCAACAUAAUACUCCUGAUUAAGAAAAGGCUAACACAGUAUGGUCGUUUAUAGACAGUCAUCAAUCAAGACUAACACAGCAUGGUCGUUUAUAGACAGUCAUCAAGGCUAACACAGUAUGGUCGUUUAUAGACAGUCAUCAAGGCUAACACAGUAUGGUCGUUUAUAGACAGUCAUCAAGGCUUACACAGUAUGGUCGUUUAUAGACAGUCAUCAAUCAAGGCUAACACAGUAUGGUCGUUUAUAGACAGUCAUCAAGGCUAACACAGUAUGGUCGUUUAUAGACAGUCAUCAAGGCUAACACAGUCUGGUCGUUUAUAGACAGUCAUCAAGGCUAACACAGUAUGGCCGUUUAUAGUCAGUCAUCAAUCAAGGCUAACACAGUAUGAUCGUUUAUAGACAGUCAUCAAGGCUAACACAGUAUGGUCGUUAAUAGACAGUCAUCAAGGCUAACACAGUAUGGUCGUUUAUAGACAGUCAUCAAGGCUAACACAGUAUGGUCGUUUAUAGACAGUCAUCAAGGCUAACACAGUAUGGUCGUUUAUAGACAGUCAUCAAGGCUAACACAGUAUGGUCAUUUAUAGACAGUCAUCAAGGCUAACAGUAUGGUCGUUUAUAGACAGUCAUCAAGGCUAACACAGUAUGGUCGUUUAUAGACAGUCAUCAAUCGAAAUCGGAAAUGCAACGCUUUUCAUCGAUAAUAUAACGGAAACAAGUAUAACCGACAUAACAUUUAAACUACUCUUUAAAUUUUGAAAGCUUGCAUGGUACAUGCGCAACUCAAUCGCAUUUACUUUGAUAUUACCUAACAUGGGCAUUAUUCCGUGCUAUUAUAUUUGUUUAAACUAGUCAAAAUACAGAUUUGACAUUAAAUUCAUUAAAUGACAUUCUUCACAAACACCACCAUCUUAGAAUAGCCCACUAAUGCUUUGUAGUGCAUUGCACGAUUUAUAAAAUAAAGUUUCUUACAAUACAAUAUUA